GAAUCUCAAGGAAUCGUAUCCCCAGGCUGAGGCCGAACCCUACUUCUCUUUUUGCCAACGGAUCUAUCGUCGGAGAUGGGGCGAGAAGCCGUGAACGCAGCUCCAAUGUCGGGGAGGAGGAAGAGGAGCUCCAAGGAUCCAAUGGCGAAGAAACUGGAUCCGGUGAAGAAGCGCAACAGAGGCUCCUUCCCUCCUUCAAUCGCCGCCUCCGGAGCAUCCAAAUCUGGCCGCUUUAGGUUUUGUGAUUUCUCUUCCAAAGAAUCGCUCGACGACGGAUCGAAGACGGCGACGGGAACUCCCCGGUCGGCGCCUCCCAAUUUGAGAAACGUCGCCUUCAACUCCAAGAUCACCGCGAAGGCUGUGCGUAGGAAGAUCGGUUCCACCAAUUUCUCAAAACGAGCCACCACGGAUCUCGAGGCAGUGGACGAAUCGAAGCAGAUGUCGACGACCACACCGACUUCCUCCGCCACUCCUCCUAUUCAAGCUUCCAUUUCGCCGGAGGUCCCCACGGAUAGCUCCUUAGUCACGCCUGCGUGUUUCGCCGCGGGCCAUGUGAUCGUCGGAGUGCACGACCGGAGGAAAUGCAGGCCUAGAGGCAUACUCUCCGUGGGCGGAGGAAGAGAGCUGGAGAUUCCAGAGUUCAAUGGUGGAGUUGCUGAUCCAAUUAGGGUUUCUGUGACACCUCCACCACCAGCCGCCGCUUCCAUAAACUGGCUAUCUUCGCCUUCAAAAAAUGGAAAUUUGGGUCAUUGUCCUGCCGAAGCUUCCAUUGAUUGGCUACUUUCACCUGGUGAAGAUGAAGAAGUGCCAUCGCCUGAGCUCAAUUCUCCGUGCUCGGAGACAACACCAUCAUCUGGUGUCAUGAUUCUGCGAACUCCGACCUCCGGCGACAGUGUCAGUCCCUUCUCUUCGAUCCUAGAUAGAAUUGCAAAGACAUCCCAAAGCAAACAUCGCGAGCGUCGACAUUCUUUGGUUGAAGACCAUGUUACCUCUGCACCUUCAUUGCAUUCAAGUUCAACAAAGAACAACAAUUUAUGUCAGCCAAGGCCACAAAGGCACAAUGCAAAUCGUCAAACAACAUGCUGCGGGCUUAGUUUCCAGUUUGGAUCGAUCGAAACUUCAUCAAACUCUGUAGAUUUAGACCGGUUUCAGCAUCUGCCGCCAUCUGAUAACAUUGAUCAGACAAGAAUGUCAGGCUAUCGAUGGCUUUCAGACGACGAGGAUGAUCUCAACUGCCUCAAAGAAGAUAGAGCAAGCUUGAUAUCUGAUCACGUGGAAAGUAAUGGGGACAAUAAUCAAAAUGGACACAUUGCAGCAGCUGGUUUUGGAUCUGUUGAAUUUGUGUUUGAAGCUGAAAAAACUGGCGCCAAAGGUCCUAUACGAGGACCGAUUUCGUCAGCAGAAUCCAUCAGCAUGGAGGGGAUUGUGAUUGCAGCCUCCGAUGAUUCUGACUGGACAUUGUCCUACAAGAACCACUUAUUUGAAACUUGCUUCAUGAAGAAACAUUAUUGUGUAUUCAUCGAAACGACGACUCAUGAAUCUCCAACUUCAAUGCUUGUUUCUGUUUAUGGAAAUUCACUCCAUGCUGCAAAGAAUGUGGCAUAUUACAGUGAGCUAGACCAUCAGAGCAAGAACAAGAGCUAUCUUCAAGUCAUCCUACUGCAGUAGAAGUGCA
Molecule: messenger RNA, 1675 nt
Organism: Zingiber officinale
Lineage: Eukaryota; Viridiplantae; Streptophyta; Magnoliopsida; Zingiberales; Zingiberaceae
Exons: 2
Coding region: 76-1668 (530 amino acids)
Source: RefSeq, a predicted model, not a curated record